UUUGGAGCCAAGAAAUUUGAUUUCAUAUGAGAUUAGAAGGAUUUACUGGUAAUCUCCUCGUGGAUACGAGCCGUGGAUUGAGGAUCCGACGGUGAUGGACACCUGCAGGUCACCCCCAAUCCACCCUUGCUGCCUCGCCUCCUCAAUCCCAACGGCUCGCUGCUCAUCCCAAUCCUUCCAAUGGCCCGCGCCGCAGCUCGCCUCCUCCCCCUCUUCCUCCUAUGGCGGCGCCCUCCCCCACCCGGCCUCCUCCGCCGCCGUCGCCUCCUAAACCCUAGCGGCCUUAAAACCCUGGCCACGCGCGCCGACACACUCGUCCUCCCCGGCGACGAGCGCUCGCCCUCGCCUCCGCACCUCCCGCACCAGCCGCGCCUGGACUAUGGCGGCGGGGGCGGGAGCCCUCCGGGGACGAUCGCCGCUAUCGUCACCUCCCUCGGCGGCGGCCCCGCGGCGGUCGGGAUCGUGCGGCUCUCGGGCCCCGACGCGGUCGCCGUCGCCGGCCGCGUGUUCCGCCCGGCCGGGUCCAAAAGAGCGCCGGCGCCGGCGGCGUGGCGGCCGCGGAGCCACUUUGUGGAGUACGGGCUCGCGCUCGACGCGGAGGGGAGCGUCAUCGAUGAGGUGUUGGUGGUGCCUAUGCUGGCUCCGAGGUCGUACACGCGGGAGGAUGUGGUGGAGCUCCAGUGCCAUGGCAACGACCUCUGCUUGCACCGCGUGCUCCGGGCGUGCUUGGAAGCUGGCGCCAGGCUCGCUGAUCCUGGUGAGUUCACCCUUCGUGCAUUCCUGAAUGGGAGAUUGGACUUGGCCCAAGCAGAGAACGUGUCAAGGCUCGUUUCAGCUAAGUCAUCCGCCGCAGCAGACUCGGCUUUGGCUGGCAUCCAGGGAGGCUUUUCUACUCUAGUAAAAUCGUUGAGAUCAAGGUGCAUUGAGUUGCUAACUGAAAUCGAAGCUCGUCUAGAUUUUGAAGAUGAGAUGCCUCCCUUGGACCCAAUGGUGCUUGUCAGCAAAAUUAAUUGUAUGAGGCAAGAGGUUCAGGAUGCUUUGGACACUUCUAAUUAUGACAAGUUGUUACAAUCUGGCCUACAGAUUGCAAUAAUUGGCCGCCCAAAUGUUGGCAAGUCAAGCCUCCUUAAUGCUUGGAGUAAGAGUGAAAGGGCUAUUGUUACUGAAAUAGCCGGAACUACACGGGAUGUAGUAGAAGCAAAUGUCUCAAUUCAUGGCAUCCCUGUUACUCUUUUGGACACAGCUGGUAUAAGAGAAACGGAUGACAUUGUGGAAAAAAUUGGAGUGCAAAGAUCCGAGGCUGCUGCACUGGGAGCUGAUCUGAUUAUAAUGACAAUAAGUGCAGUUGAUGGAUGGACUGAUGAUGAUACUAAGCUUCUUGAGCAUGUUUUGAUUAAUCAGAGGUCAUCAGGUUCUGCAGUUCCGAUGGUUCUUGUGAUCAACAAGGUAGAUUGUGCACCGUUUGUUUCUGGAGAACAGUUUGAACAGUUCAGUGGCCUCUUCAGAAAACGUAUACAGACAUGCGCAGUUACUGGUAAAGGCAUUUCUGAGUUGGAGAGUGCUGUAAUAGAGGUCAGGGGUCUUGAGCCUGUACCUUGGGGAAGACGAUGGACUGUAAACCAGAGGCAAUUUGAACAGCUCCUGAGGACCCAUGAAGCUUUUACACGACUAGAGUCAUCUAUCAAUGAGCAAUUACCGAUGGACUUUUGGACUAUAGACUUGAGGGAAGCUGCACUUGCUCUUGCAACAAUCAGCGGAGAGGACAUCUCUGAAGAAGUUUUGAGUAGCAUAUUCAGCAAAUUUUGCAUUGGGAAAUGAUCCACCAGCUCCUGUAGAUUAUUAUCAUCGGCCCUCUCAAAAUUGCGCAUCCAGUAGUUCUGAUCUGAAGCUCCUUCCUCGAAUCAGAAACAAGGAUUAACAAAUAACAACACACUGGCACAUAGAAUGAUGUGAGCAGGCACUCCACUUGUUCUCUGAAGUGCCAGAUGAAGAACGUGGCCAGGAACUGAAGCCCAAUCAUCUAAGUAUACACCAAUAGAUGCUGAGGAUAGAGUUCAUUGAAUUCGUCAUUUUGGGGUUGAAGCUGUUAAAUUAAUGUUCUUCGGAGUAGAUUCGUUAUACUUGCAAUAUCUUCCAAAUUUGAACAUCCGGUGAUGUUUAGGACUAGUUUAACUAUAUAUCGAAAUAGUAUGUUAUACUCUUUCGUUCAUCCACGUAGUUUUGAAUGUAUGCAUCUAGUUGUGA
This is a messenger RNA of Phragmites australis (common reed), 2244 nucleotides long. RefSeq lists its product as uncharacterized. Gene Ontology annotation, cellular component: cytosol; cytoplasm. The record is from RefSeq and is a predicted model, not a curated record. Gene Ontology annotation, molecular function: protein binding; GTP binding; GTPase activity. NCBI's taxonomy places the organism in Eukaryota, Viridiplantae, Streptophyta, Magnoliopsida, Poales, Poaceae. Gene Ontology annotation, biological process: tRNA wobble uridine modification; tRNA methylation.